Messenger RNA from Eupeodes corollae, 748 nucleotides. It is a transcript of the gene mRpL32, whose product is annotated as 39S ribosomal protein L32, mitochondrial. NCBI's taxonomy places the organism in Eukaryota, Metazoa, Arthropoda, Insecta, Diptera, Syrphidae. The record is from RefSeq and is a predicted model, not a curated record. Gene Ontology annotation, biological process: translation. Gene Ontology annotation, molecular function: structural constituent of ribosome. Bases 91 to 696 code for a protein of 201 amino acids. Gene Ontology annotation, cellular component: mitochondrial large ribosomal subunit. The transcript is spliced from 4 exons.
UCGUAUUAUUAUAAAUGUCAGCUGUCAGCUGAAAAAGUGUUGCAGUUAAAAUUACGUUGGAGGAUUAUAUUUUAUUUAUAUUUUUUGAGAAUGUCUCGGUUUAUUCUGGUUAGAAUUUCUCAGUUCCUCAAUAAAUUAGAUGUAGCACUUGCUCAAAUCUUUCGUGGUCCAUUUCAAUCCCCCCAACCAGCUAUCUUGGGUAUAAACCCCAACUCACACAUCGGGUCAACAAAAAAUGAUUCAAAGUAUGGUCUUCGAGACCUCAUAGGAGAUGGUAUCCUAUGGGCUGUUCCCAAACACCGAAGGACUAUAGAGCGAAGACUAAGUCGUAAGUUUGGUUAUCCAGAAUACAACUGGAAGCCCUUGAAGUUGAAGACUCAUUUGCGUUCGUGUAACAACUGUGGUCACGAUCACGAGAUUGGUGUUUUAUGUCCCAAUUGCUAUGCAAAGGUACGUACUGAAACACAGCUAAUGCAAGACAAAAUCCAAGAAAAAUUAGGACUUAAUCCAGUAGAACAGGAAGUAAUAGUCUUGUACGAAGGCGAGAAGCAUGAACAGCCUUCCGAAUUUCUGGACGGUAAACGAAUUGUUGAAAUGGAAAAACCUCGUCCUAAUUGGUUUAGUAAGAAUCUAAUACAAAAAACAACUCAAAAGCCAGCCACAACCAAAGAAGCUAAGCCUUCCGAUCUCGGAUAAGAGAACCUGUAAAACUUUAUUGGUUAAAUAAAUAAUCAAAAAAUUGUACAAA